Eremomyces bilateralis CBS 781.70 is the source of this 177-nucleotide messenger RNA. RefSeq lists its product as uncharacterized. NCBI's taxonomy places the organism in Eukaryota, Fungi, Ascomycota, Dothideomycetes, Eremomycetales, Eremomycetaceae. The record is from RefSeq and is a predicted model, not a curated record. The transcript is spliced from 2 exons. Bases 1 to 177 code for a protein of 58 amino acids.
AUGGCUCUCGAGAAAGCAGCGGCUGAAGCAUAUGAGUUUGCAAUGGAGCCUCCGACCUAUUUCUCCAUUCUGACCCUCGGCGUUUUGGCUAUCCUCACUCCUUGGAUCAUUGAAAUUUUGGGCUUUGGCGAGUUGGGACUGAUUGAGGGAAGCUUUAUCGCAGCGUGGCAGUUCUAA